This is a messenger RNA of Pezoporus flaviventris, 933 nucleotides long. RefSeq names its product olfactory receptor-like protein COR3. The coding region runs from base 7 to 933 and encodes 308 amino acids. The transcript has a single exon. The record is from RefSeq and is a predicted model, not a curated record. Gene Ontology annotation, biological process: G protein-coupled receptor signaling pathway; sensory perception of smell. Gene Ontology annotation, cellular component: membrane. Lineage: Eukaryota; Metazoa; Chordata; Aves; Psittaciformes; Psittacidae. Gene Ontology annotation, molecular function: olfactory receptor activity; G protein-coupled receptor activity; odorant binding.
CAGCCCAUGGCACAAAGCAAUUGCACCCAAGUGACCGAGUUCAGCCUGGUGGGCUUCACACAGGACCUGGUGACUCAGGUCUACUUGUUCCUGCUCUUCCUGCUCACCUACGUUAUCACCAUUGUGGGCAACCUGGGCAUCAUCAUCUUAAUCAGGGCCAGCCCCCACCUCCACUCCCCCAUGUAUCAUUUCCUGGGCAACCUGGCCUUUGUAGACCUCUGUUCUUCCACCAUCAUCACCCCCAAGAUUUUGGUUGACUUGAUGUCAGAGAAGAAGAGCAUUGCUUAUGCUGGGUGUGUGGCUCAGGUGUUUCUCUUUGAUAUCUUUGCAGUAUCUGAAUGCCUCCUGCUGGCUGCAAUGGCCUAUGACCGUUACGUGGCCAUUUGCCAUCCCCUGCUGUACCCCCUUGUCAUGUCCCCAAAGUGCUGUUUCCAGCUGGUGACUGCCUCGUACCUCCUGGGGCUGACCAAUGGCGUGGGACAGACCAUCAGCAUGUCCACCCUGUCCUUCUGCAGCUCCAGCACCAUCGACCUCUUCUUCUGUGACAUUUCCCCUCUCAUCUCGCUCUCCACCUCUGACACCACCCUCAGCCACAUCAUCCUGACCACUGCAGCAUCUCUCUUUGGUGUGUCCAGCAUCCUGGUUAUCCUGCUCUCCUACGUGGCCAUCAUCCCCACCAUCCUGAGCAUCAAUUCAGCCGAGGGCAAGCGCAAAGCCUUCUCCACCUGCACCUCCCACCUCACCACUGUCAGCAUCUUCUAUGGGGCAUGCUUUUUUAUGUAUUUAUUCCCCAGCUCAGACAGCUCAAGAGCAGCAGAUAAAUGGGCUGUGGUUCUCUACACUGUGGUGACUCCCAUGCUGAACCCCUUGAUCUACAGCCUGAGGAAUAAGGAGGUGAAGGAGGCUUUGAGGAAGCUCACAAAAAUAAAAUGA